CCCAAACUUUGAAUACCAACAUAGUAUAAACAUUCCAGAGUCCCCUGUGUUUUGGAGUGCUUCCUGGAACUGGCAUUUGUGAUGGGCAUGAAAACACUUUGAUUUCGAUCAGUAUAGUCUGAGAUUUGACAGGAAUCAUGAUUCUGUCGCGUGCCAAGCCAGCCUUGGGGUCUAAUGCAGCAGUGCAGCCCAGCGCAGCAGCAAACAAAAAAUCACUGCCAAAAUUGGAAGACUUUCUGUCAGCUCGGGACUUCACUGGCGCAAUAACAUUACUUGAGUUUGAGCGUAAUAGUGGUAAUGCCAAUGAGCUGACAGAUCAAUGGAUUGGCUAUUGUGCUUUUCAUCUGGGCGACUACAAACGGGCAUUGUUAGAAUUUCAGAACUUAACAGUUAACAAUAAAAGUGGAAAUGUAAAGCCAGAAAACUGGAUAAGUCUGGCAUGUUGCUACUUUUAUCUGGGAAUGUAUCCUGAAGCUGAGGAAGCAGCAGAAAAGGCUCCAAAGACAGCUCUACGUACAAGGUUGUUUUUCCAUCUUGCCCAUAAGUUUAAUGAUGAGAAACGGUUGAUGAUGCACCAUCAGCAGCUGGAGGAUGUCAUUGAAGAUCAAUUAAGUCUGGCAUCCAUACACUAUCUCCGGUCACACUAUCAGGAAGCCAUUGAUAUAUACAAGCGAAUACUUCUGGACAGCAGAGAAUAUUUGGCAUUAAAUGUAUAUGUGGCACUUUGCUACUACAAACUAGACUACUAUGACGUCUCUCAAGAAGUAUUAGCAGUAUACCUCCAGCACUACCCGGACUCCCCCAUUGCUAUCAACCUCAAGGCUUGUAAUCACUUUAGACUGUACAAUGGAAAAGCUGCUGAACAGGAGUUAAGAGCAUUACAGGAUGUAACAUCAUCACCACUUACAUUUGCUCAAGAUCUUGUACGACAUAAUCUAGUUGUGUUCAGAGGAGGAGAAGGGGCAUUGCAGGUUCUUCCCCCAUUAGUGGAUGUGAUUCCUGAAGCCAGACUCAACCUUGUCAUCUACUAUCUAAAACAAGAUGAGGUGCAAGAAGCUUACAAUCUCUUGAAGGACCUUGAGCCAACUGUACCCCAAGAGUAUAUUCUUAAAGGAGUUGUAAAUUCAGCCAUUGGUCAAGAAACAGGCUCUAGAGAAAAUUUAAAGAUAGCCCAACAGUAUUUCCAGCUGGUGGGAGGAAGUGCCUCUGAGUGUGACACCAUACCUGGACGACAGUGUAUGGCAUCUUGUUUCUUCUUGCUUAAACAGUUUGACGAUGUACUCCUCUAUUUGAAUUCAAUCAAGUCGUACUUCUACAAUGACGAUACUUUCAACUUCAAUUAUGCCCAGGCCAAGGCUGCAGUGGGAGACUUCAAAGAGGCAGAGGAAGUUUUUCUCCUCAUUCAAAGUGAAAAAAUAAAAAAUGACUAUGUGUACCUCUCUUGGUUAGCUAGAUGCUAUAUCAUGAACAGCAAGCCUCGAAUAGCUUGGGAACUGUACUUAAAGAUGGAGACAUCAGCUGAAGCCUUCAGUCUACUUCAGCUUAUUGCAAAUGAUUGCUACAAGAUGGGCCAGUUUUACUAUGCAGCCAGAGCCUUUGAUGUCCUGGAAAGACUGGAUCCUAACCCAGAAUAUUGGGAGGGCAAACGUGGUGCUUGUGUAGGCAUGUUUCAGAUGAUCAUAGCUGGAAAGGAGCCAAAGGACUCCCUUGGUGACAUCUUGCAAUUGCUCAGGAAUACAGCCAACCCGCAAGUGGAGGGCAUAAUUCGUGUGAUCAAGAAAUGGGCAAAAGACAAUCACAUUCCAGUUUAGUUUUGCAUUUAGUAAUUUUCUAUUAACUGGUAAUGUUUGCCUUAGGUUCUGUCAGUAUAUGAAGAAGAGUUAGUGUAUUUUAGGCAAAGAAUAUUUUGUUCUCUUAUUAAAAGAUAUAUAUAUAUAUAUUUGCUGGAGUUACUACCUUUUCUUACAUUGUAACACUGAUACAUUAGCUUUUACACACUAUAUCUUUGAACUGGAUCUUUGAUUUUUAUUACUAUUAUUAAAUAUUUGGGGGGGGGAUGGGGUAGGGGGUAAGAAUGCUUAGUAUUUACCAUACAUUAAUCAUUAUAAUAUGUAUUUUUCUGUUAGUGUAAAUGUAUAAAAUUCUCCCAGUUAUUGAAGUCUUGAUUAUAUACACAUCCAUUUCACUUUUUUCAGUAAAGGUUGUUAUGAAAAAUUAAACCAUGUUCACUAAAACACAUAAUUUCUAGCUGUUAGUGAUAAUCUAGUCAAUACUUGCUGAAGCCAUAUGCCUUUUCUUUAUUUAUUUUAAAUGUUUUCACUUAUGUGUCACUGACUGAAAAAGGUUAAGAAAAUUGGAAAUUUUUUCAGUGAAAUAUCUAUUGAAUUUUCUUUCCUAAAAACAGUGACUUAAAUGUUAGGAAGUAUUCACUGACAUUGUAAAUUUAAUUGAUUUAAUCCAUCCACUGUAAAAUAUGUAAGCACAACUGUGAUAUGUAAAAGUAUAUAUUAAAUGGAUUAUCCUC
Penaeus indicus is the source of this 2524-nucleotide messenger RNA. It is a transcript of the gene Ttc26, whose product is annotated as intraflagellar transport protein 56-like. The transcript has 11 exons. Gene Ontology annotation, cellular component: ciliary base; intraciliary transport particle B; ciliary basal body. The record is from RefSeq and is a predicted model, not a curated record. Lineage: Eukaryota; Metazoa; Arthropoda; Malacostraca; Decapoda; Penaeidae. The coding region runs from base 138 to 1811 and encodes 557 amino acids. Gene Ontology annotation, biological process: intraciliary anterograde transport; intraciliary transport involved in cilium assembly. Gene Ontology annotation, molecular function: intraciliary transport particle B binding; protein binding.